GCACACACUGGUUGGCAGUUGGUGCGAAAGAGCACACACUAUGCACAACAGCUGCCGAACGAAAGAGCUGCCAAGACAAACACGCGCUAGCCGAAAGAAACAUUAGUUUCAGCAGAAAAUUCAGAACAGAAGCGAAUUAAAUACAAAAAAAAAAAAAAUAAAAUAAAUUAAAAUCCAUGUAAAAAUGUCUACAUCAGGACGUAAACGCAAACAGCAGCUAAAACCGCGUCAGGAUGUGCAUCGUUCGCCGGUAAAGCGUCAAAGUUUGGAUGUUAAAACGGAACCGCUGCUGGCCAGCAGCUAUCCCCUGGCCGACUACGAUUGCGUGGAUAUAAAACCCGAUCUGACCGAACUCCAGCUGCAGCUGGCGGUGGCAACGCAAAAGGAUGUGACAAUAGCAGCGACAACGCCGGUCGAGGAUACAAAACCAGAGUUGGAACAGCAAAGCGAUUCGGAUGAGGAUGGCUAUUCGGAAAUUAAUUUUUCUGCAGCGAACGAUGUGUAUUGUGAGGAUGAAGUGGAUGACUAUGAUCCGGAGUGGACAGCGCAACAGACAACACCCCGGCUGAUAUUUAAAUUCAAUACACCUCCAGGACAAACGGGUCUGAAAGCGCUGCGCAAAUUGAUCUGCCCUUUGUAUUACUUUAAUCAGUUGCUGGGCAAUCGUGGUGACUUUUUCGGACAGCUUGCACGUGGCUGCAACGGACGAAAUGGAUUGCUAAAAGCCAGCUCCGAGGAGCUGGAAACAUUUGUGGGCCUGUGCCUGCUGUUGUGUGACAUGAAGCUGCCUCAGCUGAGCGACUAUUGGUGCGAGCACACAUUUCAAGGAUUUUCGGGAUUUGCGGCGAAAAUGUCGCAACAGCGUUUUAUUGACCUGCUGCACGCGCUCAACUUUGAUGAGCUGCCAGGAGCAGGUGCAAAUGCCUGCAAAGCCGCAGGCAAUGCAGGCAAAUUGUUGAACUUUUACAAUGCGCGCAUGUCGGAGCUGUACACGUGCGGGCAGCAGCUGGUGCUCAAUGAGCCCAUCGUUCAGUGGAAGGGUAAAUUUAGCUACUACAACGAGCUGCCAGCGAAGCAACGCAGCAACGCGCUUAUGCUGCACUUGCUCAGCGAGCACAGUGGACUGAUCAUACGCAUGCUGCCCGAGUUAGUGGAGCAGCAUCAGCAGGUGGCACGCAACUCCAGGCAGUUGGUGGCACAGCGCUGCAAGCUGGCGCUGCAGCUGCUACAGACACACGAGCAGCGCGGACACAGCGUCUACGUGUGCAAAUAUUAUGGCAGCUAUGGGCUGGCGCAUGAGCUGGCCAAGUUGGGCACCUAUUGCAGCGGGCUGCUGGACAGAAACCGCUAUGGCAACAGCAAGGCCCUGGUCUAUCAACAGUUGUCAGCGAACAGCAUAGCGACCAGAUAUGCCACGCCUCUGAUGAUGGCCAAGUGGAGGCGGCGCGAGAAGUGCGUGUAUUUCUAUAGCUCCGACUGCUUGGCUAUCUAUGCUAAGGAAAUGUCCAUGCAGAAGAUAAAUGCACGACCGAAGCUCAUUCAGGAGCUGGACUUUCAGCUGCGUCCCGCGCAGUCUACCCGCCAGCAGCUGAUCACCUGCCAGCCUAGCUGUGCGGGUUUGCAGCGGCAGCAACAGUUAGCCAUCUUUCUGCUCAAUUUGCUGGUCUUUAAUGCCCAUGUGCUCUAUGUGAGCAGUGCGCAGCCUACGCGGGGCUACACCGGUGCCAACGAUGCCACCAAAUUGAAGACAUACGCGGAGUUUCGCGUGGCCAUCAUUAAGUCGCUUCUAAAGGAGGAUAACGCGACUGCAGCUGCUGCGCCAGCAACGGAGACAUCACCAGCUGCACCAGUUAACAACAAGCGAGCAGAACAACACGCCAAGCGUACCACAGCCCAUCGAGCUGCCCCCCAGGCUGAAGUUGCGGAACUCAAACAUGAACUGGUGCUCAUUCAGAAAAAUGGCAAACCGACGCGCAAGAAUUGUCGCCAUUGCCACAAGGGCGGCAUGUUGCAGUUUACCAAAUACAUGUGCAACCUCUGCCCGGAUACGCCGGGUCUCUGCCUAAAUCCAUGCUUUCGCCUGUGGCACGAGCUGCUGCAGCAGCAGAGCACGACAAACUCAAAAUAAAUAUAUAAAUCGAAAUGAAAAAUAAAACUAACUAAUUGAUUCUAUUAAAUUAUAUACGAUACGAUAAACAAGUGUGUCAGAAGGAUCUCGAACAUAACAGCUCAGGUGCGAUUUAGCUUGAUUAGCAUAGCAGGAUAGAUAAGCAGAGGUGGCUAUCUGCGAAACAAUUUGUGUGUAGUACAUAUAUCUGUCUUACAGGUUCCCAAUUCAUAUGUGAUCCAUGAGAUCUUUAAAUAUAUAUAAGUUUAAAGUUGGCCCAAAGAAAAAGAAAACCUUCAAGCAACAGCCUUACAAA
Drosophila virilis is the source of this 2423-nucleotide messenger RNA. RefSeq names its product piggyBac transposable element-derived protein 4. The record is from RefSeq and is a predicted model, not a curated record. Lineage: Eukaryota; Metazoa; Arthropoda; Insecta; Diptera; Drosophilidae.